Messenger RNA from Amphibalanus amphitrite, 1326 nucleotides. Its product is annotated as WASH complex subunit 2-like. Bases 37 to 1326 code for a protein of 429 amino acids. The transcript is spliced from 9 exons. Lineage: Eukaryota; Metazoa; Arthropoda; Thecostraca; Balanomorpha; Balanidae. The record is from RefSeq and is a predicted model, not a curated record.
GAGGCACAGAGUGUGUGAUCAGGAGCAGAACUGGCAAUGGCCAGUCCUCCAGUCAGUGGAGACAAACCGCUGACAACCGACCAGAUCAGAGAAAGGGCCAAUGACUGGAACUUGGCCUCAGAUGUGGGCCUUCUGGCCACCUUGCAAUCAUUCUCAGAGCGGCUGUGCUCGCGGGCGGAGGAGGUGAAGGCCGAGCUGGCCGGCCUGCUGGCCGACUCGGCCGACGCCCAGUGCAGAGUGCAGACGGCCGCCACGCAGCUGAUGCUGGUCUCCAACAGCCGCUUUGUCGAGUCGCGGGUUUACGAGGACGACAGUGCCGAGACGGUGGCGGCGGCGGCGGCGCCGGAGAAACAGACCGUCUCGAAGGAGGACGCGCAGAAGGAGACCCACAGUCGCCUGUGUGAGGCGCUGGCCCUAGGCGGGGAGCUGGUGGACCGGGCCUACGAGCGUCUGGAGGUCUCGGACUCUGACAGUGACGGAGACUCGAGCGACAGCCUGCCGCUGGCGGUAGAGCCGGUGGACCCGUACCUGCACCGGCCGCUGCCCUACAUCAUCGGCAGCCGUCAGUUCGCCGACGACGACUCUGUGGGUCUGCAGCUGGGCGGGGGCCCGCCGCCGGCCGACACCGAGGACGACCUCACAGACCAGGAGACCACUGGCGAGCUGCUGGACGGCACUGGCGACACUGGAGACGUGUUCGUCCCCGCCGCCCCCGCCCCCGCCGCCGCCGCCCCCGCCCGGGCGGCCGCCCAUCCGCCGGCCGAUGACGCCUGGAGCGACUCGAGCGGCGAUAUGUUCGACCCGGGGACGCAGGUGGCGCCAGGUGUUGCCAGUCAGAAGACGAAGUCUAUGGAACGGGAGGAGCCGCCGCGGAGACAGACACGCGCCCGAGCGCCCUUGGAAGGAGACCUGUUCGCGCCAGAGUCGGACUCUGGCUCGGAGGCCGGUGACGGGGAGCUGUUUGGUGCCGGCCGGCCGGCGGCGGCGGCCGGCCUGUGGGCUGGAGCGGCCGCCCCGGCAGCGGCGGGAGAAGACAGCAGACGUCAGGGGGUGGAGCGGCCCGACCAGCCCCCGCCCGACGACCUCGGCUCUGACGGCUCCAGCCCCGGCGGAGAGGAUCCCGCUCCGGCUCCCGCUCCGGCUCCCGCUGCUGCUGCCGCGCAGCCGCCCACUCCAACACGACGGCUACCGGCCGGUGCCGUGGCGAUGUUCGGCGGUCUGGACCCGUUCUCCGCCCCCCGUCGGAGGGAGGGUGACAGCAGCUCCUCUGACGAGGACGACCGGCCGGCCGCCGCCGGCCGACAGAAGCGACGGGGACCUAGGUAG